AAAACCGACUUCUCCCCUCCUUUACCGUGCUGAUCCGGGGUCGGACAUUGGCUCUGGUGGUCAUCUAUCACUCUCUCUGUUGGCUCGGGGAAAAAAAAAGCAAAGAACCUAAUUUAGAGGACAAGAGACCAAAAAUCCUCUAAAAAGCCCUCCACCGCCAAAAUGUCAGAUGAGCAAACCCUCGCUCAGCGGACAGCCUCGAGCUUCGAUAGGCUCGAAAACUUCAACUUUCUUCUCUCUCGACACGAUCCCAACCUGGCCAAGAGUCGACAGUACUCCUUUGACGCAGAAUCGACAGCUUUGGCCUCCUUCCAGAACCUGAAUAUGGAUUACGACCAGACCGAGGGGAUGGGCGGCCUUUCCGUCAGUUCGUAUGACAGCAUUGAGGACGAGCGCAGUCCGAUCGAUGUGCGAGGAUAUCCGCAUUAUGAUCAAAUGCUUUCCUAUCCAGCUCACCCACUCUACCCACCUAUCUCAUAUGGGCCCCCAGAUGAUCUGGCGCAGGUCCCCGGGGCCCUGACUCCAUCUGAUGUCUCCUCGUCCAUAUCACCUCCCAACGGUGCUAUCACAAACACCAAAUACAGCACACAGAUUCCUGGCGACCACCUCGCGUCGGCUCUCAAUCAGGAAGAGGGAGUCCGCCGCGCCGCGGAAGAAGACCGCCGCCGCCGGAACACGGCCGCCAGUGCCCGGUUCCGCAUGAAGAAGAAGCAACGUGAACAGGCGCUGGAACGCACCGUGCGCGAGACGACCGAGAGGAACGCCUCGCUCGAGGCUCGCGUGGCCCAGCUGGAGAUGGAGAACCGAUGGCUGAAAAACCUGCUCACCGAGAAGCACGAAGCCAGCUCGACCCGGCUGGCGCCGCCCCCGACCGACAGCAGCGCCUUGACUUCGAAAACAUCCAGCGUCACCGGCUCUGGACAGAAACAUAUCCAGCCCAAAAAGAAGGGUGUGGGCACCGACAGCUGAGCCCGUGUCAAAUCAAAAGAAAUCGCAUAAAACCUACUUUUUGAUUCUCCACUCACGCGACAUGUUGAGUCCCUUGCGCUUUGAUUAGGUUGAGGAUUCCGAUUGACGCCGUGCUUCUUCGCAUCUGUUUUUAUCUAUUUGUA
Aspergillus fijiensis CBS 313.89 is the source of this 1112-nucleotide messenger RNA. RefSeq names its product bZIP transcription factor. Gene Ontology annotation, cellular component: nucleus. The transcript is spliced from 3 exons. Bases 163 to 969 code for a protein of 268 amino acids. Gene Ontology annotation, biological process: regulation of transcription by RNA polymerase II. Lineage: Eukaryota; Fungi; Ascomycota; Eurotiomycetes; Eurotiales; Aspergillaceae. Gene Ontology annotation, molecular function: DNA-binding transcription activator activity, RNA polymerase II-specific; RNA polymerase II transcription regulatory region sequence-specific DNA binding. The record is from RefSeq and is a predicted model, not a curated record.